Papaver somniferum (opium poppy) is the source of this 1386-nucleotide messenger RNA. RefSeq lists its product as uncharacterized. The record is from RefSeq and is a predicted model, not a curated record. Lineage: Eukaryota; Viridiplantae; Streptophyta; Magnoliopsida; Ranunculales; Papaveraceae. The transcript is spliced from 12 exons. Bases 100 to 1065 code for a protein of 321 amino acids.
AAGCCCUUAAUGGUUCUUCUCCUAAGUUCCCAGGUCCUAACUCCUCUCGGUUGCAAAAAGCCGUAGAAGAUUACACUCUGAAAAAGCGCGAAGAAAAAGAUGGCGAUGCAAGCUGGCGUUUCAACUUCUAAAGCCCUAAUUCUCGUCGGGGCAGGUUUGACAGGCUCAGUUAUUUUAAGGAGUGGUCGGUUGUCUGAUGUGAUUGCACAGCUUCAGGAGGUAGUGAAGAAUGUGAAUGAAGUUGAAUUCGUACCUGGAAGAUAUGACGCUGUUCUUCUUGCAUCCCAGGUUCGGAAAUUGGCAGAAGAGAUCAGGGAGUUGACAUUAUCCAGGCCUGUUUCCAUUUUUAAUGGAAAUUCGGAUUCCAGCGGGGGUAUUGCAUCUUACUUGGUACCAGCUGCUGCAAUUGGUGCAAUGGGAUAUUGUUAUAUGUGGUGGAAGGGGUUGUCAUUUUCUGAUGUUAUGUAUGUCACAAAGCAAAAUAUGGCUAGUGCAGUUUCAAGUGUGUCAAAACAGUUAGAGCAAGUAUCUGGAGCAUUGGCUGCAACAAAGAGGCAUCUAUCUCAGAAGCUUGAGAUAUUGGAUGGGAAGGUAGAGGAGCAGAAGGAAAUGUCCAAACUUAUCAUGAAUGAGGUCACUGAAGUUACAUCUAGUCUUUCUCAAAUUGGAUGUGAUCUCGAUACAAUCUUCAAGAUGGUUGCUGGAAUGGAAGGGAAGCUGGAACUUCUUGAAAACAAACAGGAUGUCACCAACUCAGGUCUCUGGUAUCUAUGCCAAAUGGCUGAUAGCAGUAAAAAUGGUCUCACUCCUGCUGGGAUUCAGAAUAUUAGGGGAAAUCUCUUACCAAAUCGAUCCGUGAUGUCCAUUGAGGACAAAUCACCUAAGGGACUUCAGUUCUUUAGUGAAAUCGAUGACGUGCUGCAAGCAGAUAACUCCAAGAUCAACUCAAUUACACAGAACGACUCCAAAGACAUGCCCAUUAGAGCGGAUACAGUUUCAAAAACAAGAAUACACAGGACGUAUCCAAUGGGUAUCUCUUUGUCAAGGGGAAUGCUCGACCUAUGAGUACAUCAUCACUCUGGCUGUUUUGUUGGGCUUUCAUAUAUCCCCUUUAUACUUGUUCAGUAGACUAUAUUUCAUAGACAUGGCCAUCACCACCAAGUUGUGACUGGUUGAUGGAUUUGAAUAUCGAGUUGUUAUGUCCUUGAUUACCUUCCCCAUGAUUGAUUAUAUUGUUUGGAGAACCCCCUAAUGCUGCGGCCAUUUAAGGUGCAGUUGGCCUGGUUCUAGAUGUAUUUCUUUUGUGAAUGUCAAUUGGUAUUUCACCAUUAAAAUAGUGAUACUAAUUGUUCAAUAUUUUGAUAUAAUAAAGAUGAUACUUGUCAA